UCAAACACAGGCGAUCUUUUUCAAAAUUCAUAGAUUGGCUUUUAUACGGCUGUGCACGGCGGCGCUCCGCUGCCAGUAACGGCCAUUGAACCGAAGCGAGGAAUAUAAAAAAAAAUCUGAGGGAAAACCGGAGAGCGGCGGCUAGCCGGCCGGGGACACGACAUUAGGGAAAGAGAAGGAAGGGAAGGAUGGAGGAGGAGUGUUGGGGGGAGGCAUGAGAAUUUGGGCAGGCGAUAUAGAUCAAGGGGCGAAGUGUGGUCAGCAGUAGCCGAGAAACAUGCCCGAUCCACCCCGUGCGCUCCCCCACUACUAGUGUUGGCUCGACGUCAGAUGCUGUGCGGCAGUGCAGCAGGAGGAGCUCGGGCUGGCGAGGCUGCUGAGACCGCCGCUUCGCUCACUCGCACUCUCACUUGGUCACGCUGGAUCUCCACACACCUCCGCUGCUCUCCCCCUCUCACCCCCCUCCAAUCUCCGCCUGUGUCUUUCAGUAGAUGGAUCUCCUCAAGCUCUGCCCUGCCUAACAUGGAUGCCCAGCCACCUCCACCACCACCACCUCCACCAUCAUCUUCCUCAGCUGAGUCGGAGGGCUGUUUCUUCUUGGCGCAGUGAGCUGGACACGCAGUGCUCUUUUUUUUCUUUUUUUUUUUUUUCUUUUUUUGCUUAAUGGAUGUGGGGAAAGCGUUGCCCAACCCGCCGGUGGUGCCCAGCCGCCUUGAUUCACGUUAAAGGGUUGAAAGAGAAAAUAAUUCUGGGGAAUAUACCGAUUCAGGGAAUAACAAUCCUGUGCACCACACACAAGCACCAUGAAGAUUACCUCCCUGCUGAUACUUAAUGCGAGAGUCAGGUGCACCAUCAGGCUUCUACUGCUGCUAUUACACUGUGUGGGAUAUUCUCAUGGGAUGCCACACGUCUUGAGAUUCGGGGGGAUAUUUGAGUCCAUUGAAAGCGGCCCGUCAGGUGCUGAGGAACUAGCCUUUAAAUUUGCUUUAAACACAAUCAACAGGAACAGAACCCUACUGCCAAACACCACGCUCACCUACGACAUCCAAAGGAUAAACAUCUAUGACAGCUUUGAAGCCUCCAGGAAAGCCUGCGACCAGCUUUCUCUGGGGGUGGCGGCCAUCUUCGGCCCCUCUCACAGUUCCUCAGCGAAUGCAGUCCAGUCGAUUUGCAAUGCCCUGGGGGUGCCACACAUCCAGACCAAGUGGAAGCACCAAGUAUCGGACAACAGAGACGUCUUCUAUGUCAGCCUCUAUCCGGACUUCUCUUCCCUCAGCCGGGCCAUCUUGGAUCUGGUCCAUUUCUUCAAGUGGAAGACGGUCACUGUGGUUUAUGACGACAGCACUGGUCUGAUUCGGUUGCAAGAACUCAUAAAGGCGCCAUCGCGGUACAACAUUCGGUUAAAGAUCCGGCAGCUACCUGCAGAGACCAAGGAUGCUAAGCCGCUGUUAAAAGAGAUGAAGAGGGGGAAGGAGUUCCACAUCAUCUUUGACUGUGGCCACGAAAUGGCUGCUGGGAUCCUGAAGCAGGCUCUCGCCAUGGGGAUGAUGACAGAGUAUUAUCACUAUAUCUUCACCACACUGGAUUUGUUUGCGCUGGACGUGGAGCCUUACCGAUACAGUGGUGUGAAUAUGACAGGCUUCAGGAUCCUCAACACUGAGAACAGCCAGGUGGCUUCCAUCAUUGAGAAAUGGUCCAUGGAGCGACUGCAGGCUCCACCCAAACCUGACUCUGGUCUACUGGACGGCUUCAUGACCACGGACGCCGCACUGAUGUACGAUGCCGUGCACGUGGUGGCCGUGGCUGUGCAGCAGUCUCAGCAGAUCACUGUCAGCUCAUUACAGUGCAACCGACACAAGCCCUGGCGCUUCGGGAACCGCUUCAUGGCCCUCAUCAAAGAGGCCCACUGGGAUGGCCUGACUGGGAGAAUCACUUUCAACCGGACCAAUGGCUUGAGGACAGACUUCGACCUCGAUGUCAUCAGUCUGAAGGAGGAGGGGCUUGAGAAGAUUGGUACCUGGGAUCCUCCAAGUGGCCUAAACAUGACGGACAACCAGAAGGGGAAGACAACCAAUGUUUCUGAUUCCUUAUCCAACCGGUCCUUGAUCGUCUCCACCAUACUGGAAGAGCCAUAUGUGAUGUUCAAGAAGUCUGACAAGCCACUGUAUGGGAACGACCGCUUUGAGGGCUACUGCAUAGACCUGCUGAGAGAGCUGGCCAACAUCCUGGGGUUCACUUACGAGGUCCGCCUGGUGGAGGAUGGGAAAUACGGGGCACAGGAUGAGAACACGGGCCAGUGGAACGGCAUGGUCAAGGAGCUAAUGGACCACAGAGCUGAUCUGGCAGUGGCUCCCCUCGCCAUCACAUACGUGCGCGAGAAGGUUAUCGACUUCUCUAAGCCCUUCAUGACGCUGGGUAUAAGUAUACUGUACCGCAAGCCCAACGGGACCAACCCUGGGGUCUUCUCCUUCCUCAACCCUCUCUCGCCUGAUAUCUGGAUGUAUAUUCUGCUGGCUUACUUGGGUGUCAGUUGUGUGCUGUUUGUCAUAGCCAGGUUUAGUCCCUACGAGUGGUAUAACCCCCACCCUUGCAACCCUGACUCGGAUGUAGUGGAAAACAAUUUCACCCUGCUAAAUAGUUUCUGGUUCGGAGUUGGAGCUCUCAUGCAGCAAGGAUCUGAGCUCAUGCCGAAAGCCCUCUCCACCAGAAUUGUAGGAGGAAUCUGGUGGUUUUUCACACUCAUCAUCAUCUCCUCCUACACGGCGAACCUGGCCGCCUUUCUCACUGUGGAGAGGAUGGAGUCGCCCAUUGACUCUGCUGACGAUCUAGCCAAGCAGACGAAGAUAGAGUAUGGGGUGGUAGAGGACGGCGCCACCAUGACCUUCUUCAAGAAAACCAAGAUCUCCACGUAUGAUAAGAUGUGGGAGUUCAUGAGCAGUCGAAGGCACUCAGUGAUGGUGAAAAACAUUGACGAAGGCAUUCACCGUGUGCUCACCUCAGACUACGCAUUCCUCAUGGAGUCCACCACUAUUGAGUUUGUCACCCAGCGCAACUGCAACCUCACCCAGAUUGGAGGGCUCAUUGACUCCAAAGCCUACGGGGUUGGCACCCCAAUGGGCUCUCCAUACCGAGAUAAGAUCACUAUUGCCAUCCUGCAGCUUCAGGAGGAAGGGAAGCUGCACAUGAUGAAGGAGAAGUGGUGGAGAGGAAAUGGCUGUCCGGAGGAAGAAAGCAAGGAGGCCAGUGCCCUCGGGGUGCAGAACAUCGGAGGGAUCUUCAUCGUCCUGGCUGCUGGACUUGUCCUUUCCGUGUUCGUGGCGGUGGGAGAGUUCCUCUACAAGUCCAAACAGAACGCACAACUUGAAAAGGCCCAAUGGCGACAACGAGAUAAGAAACAGGUCCUUCUGCAGUGCCAUGGUGGACGAACUGCGGGUUUCCCUCAAGUGCCAGCGCCGGCUCAAACACAAGCCCCAGCCGCCCGUCAUGGUGAAAACGGAGGAGGUCAUCAACAUGCACACCUUCAACGACCGCAGACUGCCAGGGAAAGAGACCAUGGCCUAAAAUGGGAAUCUCAAUCACUUUUUCAGCCUCUCUCCUGCAGUGAGGAGGUGUGCAGAGACACUGGGGAAACGGGUGGGGGUAAAUGGUAAAGGGGGAGGGUGGGGUGGCGAUGGUUAACAGUUGGGUUAUUUUGAAGGUAGUGCAGAGGUGCUUGGGAGUAUAUUGACAAAAUGUCAUUCUUGUUUCUUUAUAAAUAGCUAGGGAUAAGAGAUUCAACAAUAUUUCCUGUGGAAAUAACGAACCUGGGUGAAAUUUCAGCGAGUUACCUCAGUACUCUUACCACCUCGGCAAGGCGCCAAACUACAGGUGCCAAGAUUUUCAAAACCCAGGAGUCAAAGAGAAAUGGUCUGGAAACAAAUUUAAGGUGGGGCAGAGGUGGUCCCUUAAAAGAGUAGAAAAAAAGAAUUGGACCUAUCAUGUUAAGCUGCUGCUCAGUCAGUCUUUCACUGCACAGCACCAAAGAGGCUGGUCGAGCAGCAUUAAGAGCAUCUCAGAGAUUAUGAGCCAAUAUAGAGAUGCUCACUGGGGGAACGGGGAGAAAAGUUUAUACAGGAUUGCUUAUUUUCAAAAGUUGUGAACAGAUCAACAGCAUGGGCUCUCUCAAAUUAAACCCAAAGCCCUGACGACGAAGGCGAGCUCCCAAAAUGUACAGAGAGGUUUUGCAUAGUCACAUAUGAUAUUGAUCGACACAAAAACGGAUAUACUGUAUAUCAUCCAUCAGGCAAUAAGUGAUAUAAUUUAUUUGUGUUUCAGAGUACUAACACUUUUAGUCUUUAAUGUAGGGGUUGGGGUGGGGGAGGGGGGCAACUGGUGAAGUACAAGCAGAGAAUGCAGGAGUAGGGGCAAUAUAUAGUGAGCUGUUGAUGUCCAUGUAUCAGCCAGUAGUCACUCAAAGAGGAUCCUAUGGAGGUACACACUCUGUCAAUAAGGAUGAACCUUGGAAUGGUGUGGGCAUGGCUCACCAAGUCUAAAUUCAUAGCAAUCACACGACACACAAACUCUAUUUAUUCAAAGUAUUUAUUCUUUUUAUUUAUGAAACUCCUUAUUUAUUAUCUCAACGGACUGGAUUUUCACUACUGCCGUAAGUACACCUCACUUCAACUCUGUAUGGGUAUACACAGUUUCUUUCCAUUUGCUCAAUGUCAAGUCUCCAGUUUCAUUUUGUACUCCUGUGGCUUCUUUUUUUUUCUCCUUUCUUUGGCAGUAAAGCUCCACAUUUACUUGUGCAAAUGCAAUUUCUAUGAAAAAGUGUUUUUGUACGAAGAGAAUCAAAAUUUUGUAAUGAUUUUUAUUGACACGAAACGCACCACGAGGAGUGUCAUCCGUGGCAGAGGGGUGGUACUCCAGGCCGGUAGUUCAGGAGGCUUUCCUAAACACUAGACAGAGCGAACACACACAUGCGAACACACAUAUACACACACACACACACACACACACACAUACAAACACCAAGAGUGCAGGGUGCACCCAUCCUCCAUGGAGCAGAUUCACACCAAUUAGUACUAUUAGUACAACUAUUAGUACAGAGAAUUCUGGUAAGCAUCAGUGACAUAAUGUUUUGGAGAAGAAGAAAAAAAUGAACUAUUUUUAUCAUGUAAAGGAAUCAUAUUUAAAGAAAGAUAUUUUUACUUCACAUGAAAGAGUAAUACUACUGGUUAGAGCAAAUUAUAUAGUGUACACACACGGGAAGGGAGGAAGAUUGCUGAUGAUGCUUAUCAUUCUACACCCCUGAUUACUGAUAGACUGCUAGAAUCCAGUGCUGAGCAAUCGUGUGUAAAUGGUUUUAAAAUGGAAAAAGAUGUAUUAAAAAAAUAAUGAACACUUAACUAAUUUUGAACUUGUUGUGAAAACAAAAUGGA
Messenger RNA from Epinephelus fuscoguttatus (brown-marbled grouper), 5420 nucleotides. It is a transcript of the gene grik2, whose product is annotated as glutamate receptor, ionotropic, kainate 2. Gene Ontology annotation, biological process: synaptic transmission, glutamatergic; monoatomic ion transport; modulation of chemical synaptic transmission. The coding region runs from base 804 to 3650 and encodes 948 amino acids. Gene Ontology annotation, cellular component: presynaptic membrane; kainate selective glutamate receptor complex; plasma membrane. Gene Ontology annotation, molecular function: transmitter-gated monoatomic ion channel activity involved in regulation of postsynaptic membrane potential; kainate selective glutamate receptor activity. The transcript is spliced from 17 exons. The record is from RefSeq and is a predicted model, not a curated record. NCBI's taxonomy places the organism in Eukaryota, Metazoa, Chordata, Actinopteri, Perciformes, Serranidae.